Molecule: messenger RNA, 321 nt
Organism: Budorcas taxicolor (takin)
Lineage: Eukaryota; Metazoa; Chordata; Mammalia; Artiodactyla; Bovidae
Product: glutaredoxin-1
Exons: 1
Coding region: 1-321 (106 amino acids)
Source: RefSeq, a predicted model, not a curated record
AUGGCUCAAGCAUUCGUGAACAACAAGAUCCAGUCUGGGAAGGUGGUCGUGUUCAUCAACCCAACCUGCCCCUACUGCAGAAGAACUCAGGAGCUCCUCAGUCAAUUGCCCUUCAAACAAGGGCUUUUGGAAUUUGUUGAUAUCACAGCCAACGGCGACACCACUGAGAUACAAGAUUAUUUGCAACAGCUCACAGGAGCCAGAAUGGUACCUCGGGUCUUCAUCGGUAAAGAGUGCAUAGGUGGAUGCACUGAUCUAGUAAAUAUUCAUGAGAGAGGAAAACUGUUGACAUGGAUAAAGCAAAUUAGAGCUCUGCAAUAA